Messenger RNA from Otolemur garnettii (small-eared galago), 2639 nucleotides. It is a transcript of the gene ZNF805, whose product is annotated as zinc finger protein 805. The transcript is spliced from 4 exons. NCBI's taxonomy places the organism in Eukaryota, Metazoa, Chordata, Mammalia, Primates, Galagidae. Bases 231 to 2111 code for a protein of 626 amino acids. The record is from RefSeq and is a predicted model, not a curated record. Gene Ontology annotation, molecular function: DNA-binding transcription repressor activity, RNA polymerase II-specific. Gene Ontology annotation, biological process: negative regulation of transcription by RNA polymerase II.
AAGGGAACAGUGUUCCGUGACCGCUACCCGGGUGGUGCCUGGGGCGUGAGCAGGUAGGAGGCUGAGACCUAUCUCCGUGUCUUGGAACGGACCGCGAAUCGCCGCAUACUGGGAGAGUGUGACAGUCAGUCAAGGUCACCGCUCCCCGGGCAGCUUGGGGCGGGACUGGGCCCGCAGGACCCGCCCUGCUCUCCGGGUCCCCGGUCCCGCUCGGUCUAUAGGGUCCCAGGAUGGCUACAGCAUGGAUGGACCCCGUGCAGGUGUCUGUGACCUUCGAUGAUGUAGCCGUGACUUUCACCCAGGAGGAGUGGGGGCAGCUGGACCCAGCUCAGCGAACUCUGUACCAGGAGGUGAUGCUGGAAAACUGUGGACUCUUGAUGUCUCUGGGUUGUCCUAUUCCUAGACGUGAUCUGAUCUACCAGUUAGAGCACCGGCAGGCACCGUGGACAGUGAGCAAAGACCUCUUCCAAAGACCCUGUCCAGAUAACAAAGGAAAACCCAAGACUCCAGAGCCUACCUCUUGUGAGCCAGUCUUGUCUGAGGAAGUCUCACUCUGGGGACAACUAACAGAAGGAGCCUCAGAGAAUGUCCAUUUGGGGCAAGCCAAGGAUCAGAAUGGGUCAUGUGAAAUGCAAGAAAGACACUCAAGACUAGAGAUAGAUUCCCAGGAGAAGGUUUCUGGGAAAAUGAACUCUGAACAUGAUAGUUUAGGGAAAGCUGAUGGUAUGUGUUCAAGGAUGGUACAGGAACAAGUCUCUUUAGGAGAUGAUGUUUUUGACUGUGAUUCACAUGGAUCAGGUAAAGAUCCUAUGUUUCAGGAAGAGGAAAGUAUCUUUAAAUGCAAUGAAUGUGGAAAAGUGUUUAACAAGAAACGCCUUCUUGCUCGACAUGAGAGAAUUCACUCUGGAGUGAAGCCCUAUGAAUGCACAGAAUGUGGAAAAACCUUUAGCAAGAGCACGUACCUCCUUCAGCACCACAUGGUCCACACUGGGGAGAAGCCCUACAAAUGCAUGGAGUGUGGAAAGGCCUUCAACCGCAAGUCUCACCUUACACAGCACCAACGGAUUCACAGUGGAGAGAAGCCUUAUAAGUGCAACGAAUGUGGAAAGGCCUUCACGCACCGAUCCACUUUUGUCUUGCAUAACAGAAGCCACACUGGAGAAAAACCCUUUGUGUGCAAAGAGUGUGGCAAAGCCUUUCGAGAUAGACCAGGUUUCAUUCGACACUAUAUCAUCCACAGUGGUGAGAAUCCCUAUGAAUGCUUUGAGUGUGGCAAGGUCUUCAAACAUAGAUCAUAUCUCAUGUGGCACCAGCAGACUCACACUGGAGAGAAGCCCUAUGAGUGCAGUGAAUGUGGGAAAGCCUUUUGUGAGAGCGCAGCCCUGAUUCAUCACUAUGUUAUCCACACUGGGGAGAAGCCCUUUGAAUGCCUGGAGUGUGGGAAGGCCUUCAACCACAGGUCAUACCUCAAGAGACACCAGCGUAUUCAUACUGGGGAGAAGCCUUAUGUGUGUGGUGAAUGUGGAAAGGCCUUUACCCACUGCUCUACUUUUAUCCUUCAUAAAAGGGCCCACACUGGAGAAAAACCUUUUGAGUGCAAAGAAUGUGGGAAAGCCUUUAGCAAUAGAGCAGAUCUCAUUCGCCACUUCAGCAUCCACACUGGAGAGAAGCCCUAUGAGUGCAUGGAGUGUGGAAAGGCCUUCAACCGCAGGUCAGGGCUCACAAGGCACCAGCGGAUUCAUAGUGGAGAGAAGCCUUAUGAAUGCAUUGAGUGUGGGAAAACCUUUUGCUGGAGCACAAACCUCAUUCGACACUCCAUCAUCCACACCGGGGAGAAGCCGUAUGAAUGCAGUGAAUGUGGAAAGGCCUUCAGUCGCAGUUCAUCCCUCACUCAGCAUCAAAGGAUGCAUAAUGGUAGAAACCCUAUCAGCGUAACAGAUGUGGCAAGACCUUUUACAAGUGGGCAGACUUCAGUCAACAUUCAAGAACUUUUAUUGGGGAAAAGCUUUUUGAAUGUAACCACUGAGAAAAAUCUUUUGCAGGAAGAAACAUCUUACAUAGCAUCUGAUCUUGCAUACCAAAGAGAAACCCCAGAAGUGUCUUCACUGUGAGAAAACUUGUUGCAGAAUAUCACCUGUCACCUAAAGAGUCAUGUUAGAAAUUCACUCAGUACAGAGCCUUAUUCUCCAUCCGAGAGUUUGCCCAGGCAAAGAUCUAGUGGUUGUUUAUGCACUUAGGAAAAUCUUUACCUACACCUUCUUCCUUAAUUUACAGUGUAGUGUUAUCUCAGGAACUAUUAUAAAAAGGAGGUGGCAGAAAAGAAAAAGAAAUACAAGCACUGCUUCUUUCAUAUUACUCUUGUAUAUACAUUCAUUGCCAUCCAGUGUCAGUAAAGUUAGACAGUUAAGGGCAAGUCUGGAAUCUUACUGAAUGUCUUCUUUAUUCUACAUUAUCUCUAUCCUUGAGGAACUUACAUUUUUUUUUUAAAGUUUAAAGGCUUGAGUUCUGAAAUACUUUUAUAUUUAGAGAGAUAGGGAAACACAUACAAAUUAGCACAUUUUAUUACACCACUUAAGACUAUUUAGCCUUUGCUUAAAAAAAACUAAAAAUGUGGUUCUUAAUACCUAACACUCAAAGUU